CAUUGGUUGACUUGCUAGCUGUUAACAACGAGGCCUGCGCGAAUGCUGCUCGUACUAGUGGGCCUGCCCGGCGCGGGCAAGACCUACCUCGCCCGCCGCCUGGUGGCGCGCGGCAACUGGCGGCAUGUGAGCCAGGACGAGCUGGGCAGCCGGCGCGCAUGCGAGGAGGAGUGUGUGCGGGCGUUGCGACAAGGCUGGAACGUGGUGGUGGACAGGUGUAAUUUUGAUGAGCAACAGCGAAGCCACUGGGUGCAACUCGCGCGGUCGUGCCGGUCGGGGCCGGCGAUGCAGUUGGUGGCCGUUCAACUAUUGUUGCCUCUUGACCUGUGCCGGGAGCGGGCACGCGGGCGCACCGAACACCCCACCCUGGGACCACACAACUGUGACGAGGUCAUCUCCAGGUUCGCCGCGGACUUUGUGCACGUGCGACCGGGAGAGGGCUUCCAGCGGGUCAUCACGGUGCACAGCAGCACGGAGGCGGAGGUGCAGAUUGAGGCACUGGCGGCGGAGGCGGACGCGGCGGUGAUGGCGGGAGACCCGGCGGCAGGUCGACGACCGGCCCUUAACAGCGUAGCAGGAGCAGCCGCCUACAGUGGGGCCGGAGGCGGAGGUGGCGGGGAAUACAGCUAUGGCGGAGGUGGAGGUGGUAGCGGAGGCGGGUGGCAAGGAGGGGACCUCAGAAGCGGCUGGCACGGCCAGCCGGCGCCACAGCAAUGGAGUCAGGGGCACGGCGUGUACGACCCGCGCAGCGGCUACGGCAGGCGCGGAGGCUAUGGCGGGCGUGGGAGCUAUGGAGAGUGCGGAACUUAUGGCGGGCGCGGGGGACUCUGGGGCGAUCGCGGAGGUUAUGCUGGCUACGGCGGGCACAGCGGUCAGGGCAGCCACACUGCCGCCGCUUUUGCCAGCGUGCAAAGCAGCCAGCAUGGGAGCGGGCACAGCAGUAAGAGCAACGGCCGUAGCAAUGACUUGCACAGCAGCGGCCAGGAAAGCAGCAGGAACGCAAACGGCCAUGCAAAUGGCCGCGGGUCUGACGGGCGAGGCGGCGGCAGCCGCGGUCGGCAGGGCGGCAGGGGCCGCGGUGACGCACGCAGCGGCAGUCACAAAGCCAUCGAGGCGGAACUAAGGGCUCAAUUUGCUAACCCAAGCUCCACCGUGCCCUACGACACGCCCGCCCACCCCGGCAUCACGCCCGACCCGCGACCCGUGCUUCUAUUCGACCUGAACGGCACCCUCACCUCACACACCAGCGUGCGCCGGGCCAGCGGCACCACGAGACUGCGCCCCGGCGCCGGAGAGCUGCUGCGGCGGCUGCAGCCGCACUUCAGGUUGGGCAUCUACACCUCCUCCACUCCGCGCACCGUCAACACGGCCCUGCAGCUGCUGGAGGCAGAUGCGGCAGCGGCGGCGACGGGAGGGCUGGCGGCAGCCGGCGGCGGCGGCGCGUCAGCGGCGGUGCCGCAGGUGUUUGAACGCGCACUGAUCCUGCACCGGGAGCACACCGAGCCGGUGCCCAACGCGCACGUGGCUGGUGGCGGCGACCCGUGGGACACGCUGAAGCCGCUGGCCCGCUACUUCGGCCGCCUGCACCGCCUGGCGCUGGUUGAUGACGACGCGUACAAGGCACUGCCGGGCGAGUCGAGCAACAUGCUGCUACUGCCGUGCUGGCGACACGAGGACCCCGGUUGCCGGGUGCUACAGCGCCUGGGGGACCUGCUGCUGCAGCUGGUGGCGGGGCUGCCAGCGGACGCCGAUGUGCGGCCCCACAUGGCGGCUAUCUCGGAGCAGCUGCGGCAGGAGGCCGCGGAGGGCGGGGCACAGCAGCAGGGGGCAGAGGGGGAGGAGGAGGAGGAGGAGAGUGGGGAGGAGGAGAGUGGGGAGGAGGAGGACGCGUUUCCGCCCGGCCCUGAGUAUGGGGCAGGCCAGGCGGUCGGGGAAGGUGCACAGCAGUUGAAAGGCGGUGGGAGGUAAGAGAGCUGUAGGAAGCCAUGCUAGAGGGCAGGCUGGGGAGCUGCAUGGACCGCAGGCUCGUAUAGAGCAAGCGGGCGUGAUUGUGUCAUUGUGUGGGCAGGGUCUGGUUCUGAUCGCGCAAUCCGUCUUGGUUGUAAUUGUUUUUGCUUCAUACAGCCGUAUACCCAAGUGUAGAACGUAUUGCACGCAAGUCUGAGCACAAGUCCGCGCCAAAACAGACUUCUGGAGUCUUCGUGGCGUGUGGUGCCAAGUCCACUAGCUAAAUAGGUUUGUCAUUGUAACAGUAAAUGGCU
This is a messenger RNA of Chlamydomonas reinhardtii, 2261 nucleotides long. RefSeq lists its product as uncharacterized. Gene Ontology annotation, biological process: DNA repair. Lineage: Eukaryota; Viridiplantae; Chlorophyta; Chlorophyceae; Chlamydomonadales; Chlamydomonadaceae. The transcript is spliced from 10 exons. The record is from RefSeq and is a predicted model, not a curated record. The coding region runs from base 43 to 1968 and encodes 641 amino acids. Gene Ontology annotation, molecular function: ATP-dependent polydeoxyribonucleotide 5'-hydroxyl-kinase activity; polynucleotide 3'-phosphatase activity; double-stranded DNA binding.